Messenger RNA from Nilaparvata lugens (brown planthopper), 978 nucleotides. RefSeq names its product pre-rRNA-processing protein TSR2 homolog. The record is from RefSeq and is a predicted model, not a curated record. Gene Ontology annotation, biological process: maturation of SSU-rRNA from tricistronic rRNA transcript (SSU-rRNA, 5.8S rRNA, LSU-rRNA). The transcript has 3 exons. Gene Ontology annotation, cellular component: nucleus. Lineage: Eukaryota; Metazoa; Arthropoda; Insecta; Hemiptera; Delphacidae. Bases 433 to 948 code for a protein of 171 amino acids.
AGAAUUCCGGCACCACCAUAAGUAGCACAACAAAAAAGAAAGUUUUCUUCCUUCAGUGAAGGAAUCACCUUCUCUGUGGUAACAGUUAUUAUAGAGAAUAGAACUGAAUAAACGAAAACGUUAAUUACGCAUGCGCGUUACGGAUGCAUGUUUUGCAAAGAUUCCCUUUGAAAUUAUUAUUAUUAUAAUUGCAGUCUGCAAUUUUGAGGUUAGAAACGUGUUUCUGUUGUCAAUCAUUCUAUAAUAUUUUAUUUUGUUCUUUCAAUUUCUCUAUCAUAAAAAUAACUAAUUCCAGUUAUAUUAGAAAUUAGACAUUUCUUCCAGCUAUAUGAAUCUUCAUAAUAACAACUGAUGUUGAAAAAAUAUCUUGUAUACAAAAAAGCAUCCUGAGAAAACGACAUCUCCUAUUGGAGUGUAAAGAGUCCGAACACAAUGGAGUCAGCAAAAACUACGGAAGAAAAAUUCGAAACAGCUGUUGGAAUUGUUUUCAAUAACUGGACGGCACUGAAGCUGUGUCUGGAGCAUGGGCAAGGUGGCAACCCUGUAACUGCUCAUGAAAAGCUGUUGGCACUACUGAGUGAGAUCAAAGCGCGGUUCGCAAAGGACGCCAACCUGCACUGGUCUGACCUUGCAGACAUGUUGGCUGACCACAUGGACGCCGAGUUCGACACCCUGCUGGAGGACGAGUCCGAGAACGAGGUAGCCUCCCACAUCUGCCAGCUGUUCCAACAGCUGACGGCCGGCAAUGACCUUGAGGUCACCGAUCAGCUGACUCGCUUCCCCGUCACUAGUUCCAUUUUCUGCCGGCAGACGGCGCCAGCUGCUGCUUCCCUCGCGCAGUGUGUGGCCAUGAGUGACGAACAGAUUCAGGAGGCGUCGAACUGUGGUGUCAUUGCUGAGGAGCCAGAAGAGGUCGAUCCCGGCUGGACGGUUGUUAAACGGAGAUAGUUUGUAAAUAAAUUCUAGUUUUAUGUGAAA